GGACACGCACGCCUCAGCUUCUCUCCUCCAUCCUCACUUUUCCUCGCCAUGGACCACUUUCCGACCAACUGGGGCCGACCCCGCAAUGAGCUCUACGACCAGUACAACACCUUCCCGCUGCACCAACGACCCGCCAACCACACCGAUGCAUUCGCGGGUGGGGUUCAGCGCACACAACAGCCGAUUGUAACAGGAACCAGCGUGCUCGCUAUCCAGUACAAAGACGGCGUCAUGAUGGCUGCAGACAACCUCGCGUCUUACGGAUCCCUCGCGCGCUUUAAGGAUAUCACCCGUCUGCACGCCGUCGGCAACUCCACCGUCGUCGGUGCGUCCGGCGACAUGUCCGACUUCCAAUAUAUCCAGCGCGUCCUGGACGAGAUCGUCACGGACGAGUUCACCGCCGGCGACGGGCACUCACUCGGCCCUGCGGAGUUGCACGAGUUCCUCGCUCGUCGGAUGUAUGCGCGCCGCUCGAAAAUGAACCCCCUCUGGAAUGCGCUCCUCGUAGGCGGUUUCGAGAACGGCAAGCGAUUCCUCGCAUUUGUCGACCUUCUGGGCACGACGUACACGGCACCUUCACUAGCGACCGGGUACGGCGCACACAUCGCCCUCCCCCUCCUCCGCGAGAUCGUUGAUCCCAACCCCGAUGCAAUCACCGAGGACGCAGCGCGCGAGAUCCUUCGGAAGUGCAUGCGCGUGCUGUACUACCGAGACGCUCGCAGUCUGGACAAGUACCAAAUAGCUACGGUCACGGAAGCCGGCGUGUCGAUAUCCGAUGCAGAGAAACUGGAGACCAACUGGGACUUUGCGGAGGGGAUUCGCGGGUACGGCGCCCAGACACAAUAGACAUGCGCUGUCGCGUUGUGCUGGAUCGACCAUCUGGGACGGUCCGUGUAUGACUUGCCGAUCUUCUUGUAUCACCAAUAAUGACAGUCGUGGAUGUUUUACACGUUGCUUACGGUUCGAGCUUGCACUCUCAGACUUCCAAACCGUAGGCCAUCUGGCUGUUCGUGACGGGCUC
Molecule: messenger RNA, 1021 nt
Organism: Fomitopsis serialis
Lineage: Eukaryota; Fungi; Basidiomycota; Agaricomycetes; Polyporales; Fomitopsidaceae
Product: proteasome endopeptidase complex beta subunit
Exons: 6
Coding region: 49-846 (265 amino acids)
Cellular component (GO): proteasome core complex
Source: RefSeq, a predicted model, not a curated record